AUUUUCUACCAAAACACGCAAACUGCAGUAGUUAUUUAAUAAUUUCUAAAAUUAUUUAAAGAAAAACCAUGCAAAAUUGUAAACAACUCCUAACAUUGGCCAUUAAAAGCCAACAACGUACCAUUUCAACAACAGCACCAUUGGAGGGAAAACGAAAUUUCCGCAAAUUCUUGACGUUCAACAAACGAGGCACGAGGGUGGUUAAAGAGGCGCAACGCACUCAGCUCCAACCAGCGGUGCCUGUUCAUAAAAGAGGUGUACGCGAUACUGGUAUGAUAGUUAAUGGCAAAUAUGUAGAAAUACCAGAAAAGAUACCCGAACUUAUAGUGCCCAAUUUGGAUGAGUGUAAAUUGAAGCCUUAUGUAUCUUACAAGGCAGCCGAAGUCAUACAAUCGGAAUUCACUAGCUUGGAUUUGUUUAAUGCAGUGUAUUCCCAAAAAGUUAUACAAGAUUUUAAGGAAGGUAAACUAAAGGAAGAUGGCGCAGCAGUGGAGGCUUCAGAAAACGAACUGUUAACGGCAGAACAGGCAUUGCAGAGAGCCCGUAAAACCGGCUCAGAUAUGUUUUAAAUGUUAAGCUUGUUGUUGAUGUUCUCAAAGAAUAUAUUAAAUAUAAUUUAAAAAAAUAAAAUAAAUAACUUACCAAAUCCUUUUAGAAAGUAUAAAA
Molecule: messenger RNA, 666 nt
Organism: Calliphora vicina (urban bluebottle blowfly)
Lineage: Eukaryota; Metazoa; Arthropoda; Insecta; Diptera; Calliphoridae
Gene: mRpL41
Product: mitochondrial ribosomal protein L41
Exons: 1
Coding region: 69-569 (166 amino acids)
Biological process (GO): translation
Cellular component (GO): mitochondrial large ribosomal subunit
Molecular function (GO): structural constituent of ribosome
Source: RefSeq, a predicted model, not a curated record